Symbiodinium sp. CCMP2592 is the source of this 561-nucleotide messenger RNA. The record is from the annotation of a GenBank genome assembly. NCBI's taxonomy places the organism in Eukaryota, Dinophyceae, Suessiales, Symbiodiniaceae.
AUGGCACUGGCGGCCGCGGCAGCCAAGGGGCUCACUUUGUCAAGCCUCCGCCGCGCCCGAGCUUUGUGGGCCGAGGAGGUGCAGACGGUAACACUGAAAGAGCUAUGGGGUGGCAAGGACGCGGGGCAGUCAGACAAGGUCCUCUUCGCUCAGAGGACCCAUCGGCAGUUGAAGGUGCGAAUAGCCCAUCGGCUGCGCGACUUCCUCUUCCUUCCGUACAAGGCUCUGUCGGAGCCAGCGGUGCGUUGUCUCUACGACAAAUAUGUGGCCACGUACAACAUGCACGAGGAUUUUCGGGAGCUGCGCACGACAGAAGACGUAGCCGAGUACUGGGCCGGUCUUGCCGAGACCUUCGUCGAUCACCAGAAUGUCAUCUCACUGCUAGGCAUCGGCCGCCAGCGGAUCAUCAGACUGGAUGCAGGCUUGGCUGAGGUCUACGACAACUUCCUGCGCCGCUUCUUCGUCUCCCGGAUCGGCACCCACCUUCUGGGAUCGGCGUUCUUCCACCAGGUGCCAGCCCCACCAGGGCUGAAGAAACCCGCAGGUUCCGAAGCCGCAUGA